AUGGGCUUGUCUGUUGUGUUCCUGGAUUUCUUCACAUUUAACUUGAAGCGGCCACAACAUGGGAGCAAGCCCAAGUGGACGUUUGGCUCCUGGGAUAAUCUGUUGGCGCUCGGCCGAGGGAUCCCAGCGGCCCUUGUCAUCAGAGAAGCCCAGUUGGAAGCUCAGCGCUGCCCUUCGGUGAACCUCCCUAAAACCCGCAGAACUUUUUGCAAAAAGUGCGGCAAGCACCAGCCUCACAAAGUGACGCAGUACGAGAAAGGCAAAGAGUCCCUGCACUCUCAGGGAAAUAGGCGAUACAAUCGGAAGCAGAGUGGCUAUGGUGGUCAAACAAAACCAAUUUUCCGGAAAAAGGCAAAGACCACAAAAAAGAUUGUACUGAGGCUUGAAUGUGUGGAACCCAACUGCAGGUCUAAGAGGAUGCUUGCCAUUAAGAGGUGUAAGCAUUUUGAACCGGGAGGAGAUAAGAAGAGAAAGGGCCAAGUGAUCCAGUUCUGAAUUUCAUUGUUUUCGUCUUAAUAGGAAGCCAUUCCAUUUCAUUCCUUGGUUUUGUGUUUUCUGUCUUGGAGAGGAAGAGGCUUGAGUAAAACCAAGUCUCAUAGUAUGUGAAGCUUUUCCCCUCACGUAGGAAAAGUUCUUGAGGAUGUGGCUGAAUGUUGUAACUUUAAUCAUCUACUUAAUGAGAUUUGUGUGUUAUGGAGAGAAAGCCCAGCUGGACAUUGGGGGGGGGGGCUAGGGUCCUUGGUUAUUAGUACUAUGGCUAAAAUAGUUACUGAUAGCCUGGAUUCCCAGGCAAAUUAGGGAUACAAAGUAAUAAAGAUAGGGAUAGCUAGCCCCAAUUUUAUAGGCUUUCAGCAAAUCCAAUUCAUCACCUUCAGGGAUUGCCCGGUUUUCAAAACAUUAAUGAAGUGGUUUCCUGUAUCUCUUUGGGUUGUUAGGAUUCUUUGUGGAGAACUAAUGAUUGAAUUGCUUGGUCAUUAAAGGGAUGACCUAGUAAUUGAAAACUCAUUGGUACCUUGUUUUCAAAGUAUCAGUCAAGUGACUUCCCAUAUCUAUUUGGGUUGAAUUAAUCCUCUAUGGAGAACUAAUAGCGAUUGAAAUAAUCUGAUCGUUAAAGGGAUGGCCUAUUAAUUGAAAACUGAUACUAUGUGUAGGGGUAGAUGGGAAUGACAGCUGGUUAAGACUUGGAACAGUAAAGAAUGGAGGUCAUUGUUGCUUUAUUUUACAUCGUUUUUUGUAUUACACAAAUCCAUAUUAGGCUUUAAGCCCUCCUGAGGGCAGAAUGUUUGUCCGUGUCGAUCUUUGUAUCUUGGCAUGGUGCUAGCACCGUGCCUUUCACACUAAAGGUGCUUAAUAAAUGUUGAGUCUUCCUAAUA
Messenger RNA from Phascolarctos cinereus (koala), 1373 nucleotides. RefSeq names its product ribosomal protein L36a (gene RPL36A). Gene Ontology annotation, biological process: translation. Gene Ontology annotation, cellular component: ribosome. NCBI's taxonomy places the organism in Eukaryota, Metazoa, Chordata, Mammalia, Diprotodontia, Phascolarctidae. Gene Ontology annotation, molecular function: structural constituent of ribosome. The record is from RefSeq and is a predicted model, not a curated record.